Molecule: messenger RNA, 2748 nt
Organism: Alternaria arborescens
Lineage: Eukaryota; Fungi; Ascomycota; Dothideomycetes; Pleosporales; Pleosporaceae
Exons: 3
Coding region: 1-2748 (915 amino acids)
Source: RefSeq, a predicted model, not a curated record
AUGCGCCUUCUGCGACGCAAUGACGAUGACGAGUUCAGCUUCGAAGAGUUCUUCGGCGGGCAUUUGCCGCCCUAUGCCAUCUUGUCUCACUUUUGGGGAAAUGAGGAAGUGGGGUUUCAAGAAAUAAGGAACGGCAUAGGGAAAGACAAGAAAGGCUACAAAAAACUUAGAUUCUGCGGGGAACAGGCUGCCAGAGAUGGCCUCCAAUACUUCUGGGUAGACACCUGCUGUAUCGACAAGUCGAGCAGCGCAGAGCUCACCGAAUCCAUCAACUCCAUGUUUGCUUGGUAUCACAAGGCUACCCGUUGCUAUGUGUAUCUUUCCGACGUUUCGACCGUUGCUGGAUUACGUCAAAGCAGAUGGUUCACACGAAGAUGGACGCUUCAAGAACUCAUCGCUCCUGCUUCGGUGAAGUUUUUCUCCACAGAGGGAAAAUUCAUUGGCGAUAAAACUUCGUUGUUACAGGAUAUCCACGAGAUUACCGGUAUUCCCGCUGCAGCUUUACAAGGAACACCUUUGUCUCGGUUCAGUGAGGCUGAGCGAAUGUCAUGGGUAAAGAAUCGCAUGACAACGCGCGCAGAGGAUGCAGCAUAUUCUUUAAUGGGCAUGUUUGGUGUAAACAUGUCGGUGUUAUAUGGGGAGGGGAAAGAGAACGCUUUUCGUCGGCUUCUAAGGAAGAUACAAAAAUCAUCCCGGUCUACUGUCCUGAUGGGCGAUGGCCAACCUGUAAGAACUGUUGAGACGUAUGAUGUUCUUUCUCAGCACAUACGUGACACCUUCACUGAUGCCAGAGGGUCAACAACACCGGACUCGGAUUCCGAUGACGGAAGCGAGAUCGACAGCAUCUUUUCAGACGGCGAAUCAUCCAUCUCUUCCGCAUCAACUGCCAGCCGGAAUCCGGUCCAAACAAUUGGAAUUCGUGAAGUUUCUAGAGCGCUGCUGGGCGAUAAAGAGCUGGAAGCCAUAUAUACUCUCGCUGUCUCUAGUGUAGAGCCAAAGAAGGCGCGCUCGCAUAUUCGGGGCUUUCUCCGGGAUUAUGGCCGGAACCUUCUCAAGGAAACUUCAGAUAGUGAUCUUGCGAUCCAAGCUGCCAAGUUCGUACGUGAAUUGGCCGGUCGCAUAACCGAUGAGAUCAUCUGGAGCAUAACUGGAUCUUCCGAAAUCCCACACCAACCGAAAAGCAGGGUCGAAAAGCAGGGACUGGAGACAUGGCUCUCAACUAUCCACGGUAGCAGCAUCGUUGAAGAACAGCAUCUACCUGCCUCGAGAGCAGAUGACGAUGAGGAGGAGGAAGACGGAUCUGAUGAAGAGCUCGACGAGGACCUGCUAUUUCCUAAUAUUGAUAAAGUGAAGGGGUUCCUUAUCAAUUCCGAUGCCUUCCGAGGACUUGUACUGGCCAUGCAGACUUGGUUGAAGAUCGAUGGUGUUGAUCGAAAAAAUGUAGUCCAAUCGAUGACGGACACACCAAAACCAACCGAUAGCAUGGUGGUGGCUGAAGACAUGCACAGAGAGACGAUAGUUUCUAUCGAGGACCAAGAGCAAGCUGACUCAACAAAUGAAGCGCCUCCUACGGUGAUCGAGGUCUACCAGCAGCAGGAUGCGGCACAAGAACAGAUUCGAAGAACUCGAUCUCGCCAACGUGGCGGCAGUUUAAGGGACUUGGUUUCGAGUCUCUUGAACUUCUGGGGUAUAUCCUUUUACGUUUACGAUAUUGUGGAACUAUUCGUUCCUCACGUUCCUCGGGGUUAUAGGAGACUACGUUGGCGUUGUUCCUGCAACACUAUCCUCUGGGGUGAUUUUCCUGUCGAGGACACCGAGGCCUUUGGUCAACUUAAACAGCAGUUGUCCUGUAUGCGAGACCCUCUCGUUCGACAUGUACCUACGAGUGGUAUAUCGACAACGCAGGCGACCGGAGUUUCCGGCUCUGGAGCUACUGGAUCCGCGCCGUCGACACAAACAUCUUCAGCUGGUCCACCUUCAGGCUUCGCUAAUACACCACAUGCUGGCAACGCCCAGAAUAUCGUGAGUUCUACGGCUUCCGGAUCAGACUAUGUAGUGGAGAUCACCUCACCGUUCAAGUAUUUCGAAGUUUGCGUGAGUACGGGAAACCAUGCUAUCGAUCACCAUGAGGUCGAUAUUUCACGCAUCAAUUCGGACAACGAGCUAUUUGAGAUGAUAUGGGACAAGUACAAUAUCAGUCGCGGUAUUGGCCUGCGGCGACUUUUCCUGCGGCCUAGCGACGUGAACUUUGUUAUGUUCUCCGUCAGUCAGCGCAACCAGUACGGAGCUGGUAUCCACAAGAAGCCCGAUGAGUUCCCACCACAAGAGGAACUGGACGAAAAGCGCUACCACUACCUUUGCCCUCGAAUCAGGAUGCCGGUCAACGUCUUUCUUCACUAUCUGCAUCGAGCGAGAUGGAACAUAUGGGGCGAGCAUAUGGAAAAUAUCUGGCUCCAACGUAUACCCAAGAAGCUCGAUAGGGAUUUGAUCGCUGAGGCCCAGCAGGCGAAGGGUAAUGCGCCUGCGAACGAAGACCUUGCGUUCGGAUGGGGAGUACACAUCAUUGAAGGUCCAAAUCACGCUGUACUUGGUCUUCUACUAGCUAUCGGAGUAGCUGUCGCUUUUAUUGUCUCCGGAAUGAUCGUGGGGUUUGCGAAAACACAAGAGCAAGGCUUUGGAGUCGGGAAUUUUCUUCUUGCAAUCCUUGCUAGUGCUAUGACUGCUGUAUAUUUUCAGCUUCAGGAUUGA